AUGACUAUCAUCACUGUGCUCCUGCUCGCCACUCUGCUGCCUAAGCUGAGCUUCACUGCCCGUAUAGUGUAUGGCAAGGAAGAACAACCCCACUCUAGACCUUACAUGGUUUCUCUUCAGUACUACGGAUACCAUAUCUGCGGUGGAUUCCUAAUUUCUCAUGAGUUCGUUAUGACUGCCGCACACUGCAGGCCAAAUAAUGAGAUUCUGUCAGUUGUCGUAGGCGCACAUGAUCUAACAAAUUGGAGGGAGAAUUCUGUCCCCAUCAGAGUGAAGUCCUACCACAAGCACCCAUUCUUUUCUGAAAAUCCUGUUUGGAAUGACAUCAUGCUUUUGAGGUUAGAGAAAAGAGUCAAGCAAGAUGAAAAUGUCAAGUGGAUAUCCAUACCGAAGACAGAAGAAAAAGUUAAUUCAAGUUCAGUUUGCAGUGUCGCAGGGUGGGGAAGACUGAGCACCACAGGCCCAGUGAGCGAUCGGCUCAUGGAAACAGAUGUAAAAAUCUUGAACAUCAUAGAAUGUGCUGAUAGAUGGGGGUGGAAGUACUCACCUUCACAGAUGAUAUGUGCAUAUGGCAAUGGAGGAAGCUGUAAGGGUGAUUCAGGGGGUCCCUUGGUAUGUGGAGAUACUGCAGUUGGGAUUACAUCUUUUGGUAGUAGAUUUGUCUGCAAUUCACUGCUGUUGCCUAAUGUUUAUACUAAGAUUUCAGCAUUUCUUCCAUGGAUCCACUCCACAAUGAGAAAUAACAGCAUUAUGAUCAUCUCGUUGCUUUUGUUGGGCAUUCUACUGCCAUAUCUGACACUCACAGCUUAUGUGAAUGUAGGUAUAGUAAAUGGUACAGAGGCAAAACCACAUUCAAGACCCUACAUGGUUUCUGUCCAAAUAAAUGGGAAACACAGAUGUGGUGGCUUCCUUGUGUCUAAACAGUUUGUCAUGACAGCUGCACAUUGUUUUAAGGACAGGGGGACAGGGGACAGCAUUGGGGUACGUAUGACAGUCGUGGUGGGAGCUCAUAAUCCUAACAGCGGUUCUAGCCGCAUAAAUGUUAAGUUCUACCACAUCCAUCCUGGGUAUGACUCGGCUACUCUGCAAAAUGACAUCAUGUUACUUCAGCUGAACGGAACGGCCAAAAAAAGCAAAAUAGUAAACUGGAUCUCCAUACCGAAAAAAGAUAAAGUCAUCAAGGUCAAAUCCAAAUGCAGUGUUGCAGGUUGGGGGAGACAAAGUACCAAUGGUACUCCGAGUGAUCGUCUUAUGGAGGUUGAUGUCAUCAUCACUGACAUCACUGAAUGUCAGAAGAACUGGAAAAAUGAUUUCUACCCCAAAAGCAUGGUGUGCGCAGGUGGUCGUGGAGGAUUUUGCCAGGGAGAUUCUGGAGGGCCUUUGGUGUGUGACAAAACUGCAGUCGGUGUUGUUUCAUUCAAUCAGAAGAAAAACUGUGACUCACCCACACUUCCAAAUGUCUACACCAAAAUUUCCAAGUUUCUGACCUGGAUAAAUGCAAUACUUGGAGGUGUGACUCAAGAACUGGAUAAUUAUUGAUUGAACUUAUAGAAGUUUUCUUUGGGCCUUAUACCCCCUAGUGUUAAAAGGUCACCUACAUCAAUUCACAAUUAUGAUGCCUGCAUGUAGAUAAUAUUGAUAAAAAAAAUGCAUAGAGUCUGAAAUACUUGAAAGAAUUUGUAUAUGUCA
Molecule: messenger RNA, 1689 nt
Organism: Xyrauchen texanus (razorback sucker)
Lineage: Eukaryota; Metazoa; Chordata; Actinopteri; Cypriniformes; Catostomidae
Product: serine protease 53-like
Exons: 10
Coding region: 1-1539 (512 amino acids)
Biological process (GO): proteolysis
Molecular function (GO): serine-type endopeptidase activity
Source: RefSeq, a predicted model, not a curated record